UACCUUUGUUGCAUUUGAGAAUUACAGCACAUUCAAAUCAUCCCGCCUUCCUCCAAUGCCCCACCCCCUCGUUCCCAUCCGCGGUCUUUUAUUUAAGAAACUUUAUUUACACAAGCAGACUUACAACCUACUGCCUCCGCGCACGCACGUGAGUUUUUGUUUACCGAAGCAAUGGAAUCGGAUUCAGAAGCACCGGACGACAGUGUAGUAGAUCCUGACUACAGCAUUGAAGUUUACACAGAGGAAGAUGAUAUUGAUAUUGAUGACGAUGAUGAUGACGAUUCUCCAGGCGAAGACACCUCAAGGAAGAAAGCAAGGACUGAAAGUGGAGGCAGAGGAAACCAUGGCAGGGGAAUGAAAGGCAGGGGCCGUGGUUUUCCACAACACAAAAAAAAACCAAACACAUCAGGCCAACAAGUUGUGGAGGCAGAGGAAACGAGCAGAGGAGCCAGAAAAAGAACAGGCCCUUCUAGAGGCAGCCGAGGCAGAGGCAGGGGGGGCCGUGGUGUGACACAGGGUGGAGAGGACUGUGAUGAGGAGAGACCAGGAACCAGCAGAGAUGUUCCUAGCAGAGCAAGAAGAAGAGCAAGAGGUCGCCGGGGACGUGGACCUGCUGUUCUUACUCAUGAUGAUCUACUAAGAGUUCAGCAAUUUCAGCAGGAGAGGAUUGCCGCUGAGCAGGCUAGAAUUCAAGCUCUAGACAUCACACAGUCUCAUGAGCUGCUUCUGACCUGCCUGGAAAGGGACCCAAGCAUGCUGUUUGACCUGAUGGCACACUCACAGGUUCAGGAUGAUUCCCAAAUUAUUCGAACACCCGGGCAACCAGAGUGGUGUGUCUGUGGCAGAUGCAGGCAGAUGAUUAGAGACAUUGAGAAGGUGUGCUGCCGACAAACGCUGGAAAAUUGCAUCUCUGUCCUGCCUCACAUGGAUGCCUUCAUCUUGCAGCCGGGGGUCCUCCGCAUGGCUAGACGCAUCUGGAAUGACUCCCGAGCAUUAGAUGAUGCACAAACACCGGGGGAAAGCCACAGGCAGUUCCGCUUUUCUGCAUAUAGACAGUAUAUAAUUUGGCAGUAUGGUCAACUUGGACAAGGCCACAGAGUUGUCAUACCAAGUUGCUGUGUUUGGAGAAUACGGGAAACAUACCCAGACCCCAAUGGGAUCUACAAAGGUUUUAUCCCUAGCCGAAAUGGUAUGGAUGAGGAAUAGACUCCAGCCCAGUGUACCCUGCCCUGUGAAUUAUGUACAUGGUACUGUCUUAUUACUGUAUAUUUUGGCCAUAGUUAGUGACCCAUGUUUCUAAAUUAAAAAUACAUAUUUAC
Gadus morhua (Atlantic cod) is the source of this 1319-nucleotide messenger RNA. RefSeq lists its product as uncharacterized. The transcript is spliced from 3 exons. The record is from RefSeq and is a predicted model, not a curated record. The coding region runs from base 172 to 1206 and encodes 344 amino acids. NCBI's taxonomy places the organism in Eukaryota, Metazoa, Chordata, Actinopteri, Gadiformes, Gadidae.